This is a messenger RNA of Colletotrichum truncatum, 1890 nucleotides long. RefSeq names its product ATP-dependent rRNA helicase spb4. Gene Ontology annotation, molecular function: ATP binding; nucleic acid binding. Gene Ontology annotation, cellular component: nucleolus. Lineage: Eukaryota; Fungi; Ascomycota; Sordariomycetes; Glomerellales; Glomerellaceae. The record is from RefSeq and is a predicted model, not a curated record.
AUGGCGCCUGAUGAGAAGAAGAAGGAUCCCAGGUCCUGGAGGGGACUUACACCUCCUCUGGCCGAAUGGAUCCUCGAUUUCGUCUCCAGUCAAGGCUUCCAGCGGAUGACGCCCGUCCAGGCGGCAUGUCUUCCGCAGUUCCUUGGACACAAGGAUGUUGUUGUUGAGGCCGUCACCGGCAGCGGCAAAACCCUCGCAUUCCUCCUUCCCCUGGUCCAGAAACUCAUGCGCCUCCAAGAGCCCACGAAGCGCGGCCAUGUCUUUGCAAUCAUCGUCUCUCCGACGCGCGAGCUUGCGAUUCAAAUCCAUACCGUCCUCCAGUCUCUCGUCGCCUUCCACCCGCCAUCCGCAGAGAUCCUGCCAUGCCUCAAGCAAGACGAUAAGCGCCCCGACACAGCAGUACCCGUAAUCGUACCUCAGCUCCUUGUCGGCGGCACGAAUACGACGCAGCAGGACCUCAGUUUCUUCGUCAGGCAUGCUCCUAACGUUCUCGUCUCGACGCCCGGCCGACUUGUAGAGCUCCUCGCCUCUCCCCACGUUCACUGCACACAAGCGACCUUUGAGCUCCUGAUUCUGGAUGAGGCGGACCGCCUGCUGGAUAUGGGUUUCAAGCAAGAUAUUCAGAGGGUUCUGUCCUACCUCCCGAAGCAAAGAAGAACGGGAUUAUUCAGUGCCUCGGUUUCUGAAGCGGUGUCUCAGAUCAUCACAAUCGGUCUGAGAAACCCCGUCAAGAUUGCAGUCAGAGUGAAGAGCUUGAGGGAUGGAGGAAUCAUCGAAGACAGGAAAACGCCUGUGAGUCUGCAAAUGGCAUACCUCACCACACCAGCAAGCCAAAAGCUCCCUGCGCUAUGCAAGCUGCUGGAGAAUCUCAACCCCCGGCCGCAACGAAGCAUUGUCUUCUUGUCAUCUUGCGCUGCAGUCGACUACUUCCAGCACGUCCUACCUACCAUCCUCCCCGAAGGCUUCACUCUUGUACCGUUACAUGGAAAACUCCCUCCCAAGGCGAGAGAGAAGAGUUUUGCCAAGUUCGUCAACUCAGUCUCGCCCUCUAUCCUCCUCUGCACAGAUGUCGCCGCCAGAGGUUUGGAUAUUCCGCAAGUAGACUUCGUCUGCCAAGUGGAUCCUCCCUCAGACCCCAAGGUCUUCAUUCACAGAAGCGGACGUGCUGGAAGAGCAGGCAGAAAGGGUCUUGCAGUUGUGUUCUUGCAACCCGGUCAUGAGGAGGACUAUGUUCCCUUCCUCGAGGUCCGGAAGACGCCAAUUUACCCCCUCACAAAACCUGAAGUCGUUGUUACGGAGGAGGAAGCCAACGAAGCCUCUGAGAAGUUCCGUGAAGUUCUGCGCAGCGACCGCGCCUUCAACGAUAAAGCCCAGAAAGCGUUCGUCAGCUGGGUGCGCAGCUACGGCGCCCAUCAAACGACCUCCAUUUUCCGCGUAAAGGACCUCGACUGGGCCGAUCUCGGCAAGGCCUGGGGUCUGCUGCGGCUCCCGCGCAUGCCCGAGACCAAGACCUGGGAGGGUGACAAGUGGCUCGGUAACAAGGGCUUCGACUGGGAUAACUAUACCUACAAGGACAAGACCCGAGAAGCGGCUCGACUGGCGGCGCUGGAAGCGGAGCGCAACGGCGAGAAGACCGCUGCUGCGGACGAGGCAAAGAGGAAGCGCAAGACAAACGAGGCAUGGAGCAAACAGAACGAGAGGGAUGACCUGCGGACUGAGCGCCGGGAGAAGAGGAGACGUAAGAAGGAGGCCGAGAGGAUGUCGACUAUGACGGAUGAGGAGAAGAUCAAGGCUAUGGAGUUGAAUGAGCUGAUUGCUGAGAUCAGGAAGAAGAAUCAAGCCAAGGCGGCCGGUGGGAAGGAAGAUGAGUUUGAAGGUUUUGAUGAUUAA